GAAGGAUCAGGAAGGUGGAGAAGAAAAGAAAUCUGUGCAAAAGAAAAAAGUGAAAGAGUUAAAGGUGUUGGAUUCAAAGACAGCCCAGAAUCUCUCAAUCUUUUUGGGUUCCUUCCGCAUGCCCUAUCAAGAGAUUAAGAAUGUCAUCCUGGAGGUGAAUGAGGCUGUUCUGACUGAGUCUAUGAUCCAGAAUCUCAUUAAGCAGAUGCCAGAGCCAGAGCAGUUAAAAAUGCUUUCCGAACUGAAGGACGAAUAUGAUGAUCUGGCUGAGUCAGAGCAGUUCGGCGUGGUGAUGGGCGCUGUGCCCCGCCUGCGGCCUCGCCUCAAUGCCAUCCUCUUCAAGCUGCAGUUCAGUGAGCAAGUGGAGAAUAUCAAGCCAGAGAUUGUUUCUGUCACUGCCGCAUGUGAGGAGUUGCGAAAGAGCGAGAACUUCGCUAGCCUCCUAGAGAUUACCUUGCUUGUUGGAAACUAUAUGAAUGCUGGUUCCAGGAAUGCUGGUGCUUUCGGCUUCAGUAUCAGCUUCCUCUGUAAGCUUCGAGACACCAAGUCCACAGAUCAGAAGAUGACGUUGUUGCACUUCUUGGCUGAGUUGUGUGAGAGUAACUAUCCCGAGGUCCUCAAGUUUCCAGAUGAGCUUGCCCACGUGGAGAAAGCCAGCCGAGUUUCUGCUGAAAACUUGCAAAAGAACCUAGAUCAGAUGAAGAAACAAAUUUCUGAUGUAGAACAUGAUAUUCAGAAUUUUCCAGCUGCCACAGAUGAGAAAGACAAGUUCGUUGAAAAAAUGACCAGCUUUGUGAAGGAUGCACAGGAACAGUAUAACAAGCUGCGGAUGAUGCACUCUAACAUGGAGACGCUCUAUAAGGAGCUGGGCGAGUACUUCCUCUUUGACCCCAAGAAGGUGUCUGUGGAAGAAUUCUUCAUGGAUCUGCACAACUUUAAGAAUAUGUUUGUGCAAGCAGUCAAGGAGAACCAGAAGCGGCGGGAGACAGAGGAGAAGAUGCGGCGAGCAAAACUGGCCAAGGAGAAGGCAGAGAAGGAGCGGCUGGAGAAGCAGCAGAAGAGAGAGCAGCUCAUAGACAUGAAUGCUGAGGGCGAUGAGACAGGUGUGAUGGACAGUCUUCUGGAAGCCCUGCAGUCAGGCGCAGCAUUCCGGCGGAAGAGAGGACCCCGUCAGGGCAACAGGAAGGUCGGGUGUGCAGCCAUGUCUCAGCUAGAAUCAGUGCUGACCAGGGAUGAUGCCAUGACCUGUGUUCCUGCCAAGAUGUCCAAGAAGAGCGAGGAAGUCCCCACCAUCCUUGAGGAGGCCAAGGAGUUGCUCGGCCGUGCAAGCUAAGCCAGGUCCUGGGGCCAUGGCAGCUCCUCAGUGGAGCUCCAGACUGUCCCUGCUCUGCAGCAUGUGCCUGAAGGGUCACAGAGAUAUUCCUCUGCGGUGGCCACUCGCAUCACCUUGACCCCAUCUUUGUCUCCAGCCUGCUGCUCUCUGUACAUCACACACAGCUUCAGCUGCCUGGAGGCCAGAAGGAAAGGGCAGUGUGGGGAGGCCUGAAGCCAACCUGGCCAGCCCUGGCUCUCGUAUUACCAAAGCAGGCUCUGUGUUUGCUGCCUUAACCCCAAGUGUCUCCUCCGUUCUCCGUGGCCUCAUCUCAGGCAAGGCCCCACCUGCUUUCUCAGCCCCUACCUUUCCCGUGGGCUUUUGCCUAGGUCAGUCUUGCUGGGUUUGUGCUUUCUUUUGUGUUUUCUCUGGCCCUGAGAACAGCAUGGGCUGGUGAUCCUCUGGGCUCUGUCCUUCCUUUCAUUGCUGUCACCACCACCCCGCCCCCCUGCUCUCCCUGCCCCUGGCUCUUGUUAUUACUAGGGGUGGGGCAUUGGGAGCUGCUUCCAAGGAAGUGGGGAGCAAAUCCCCCUUAUCCCACUCUCUGGGAAAGCCCUCCCCAAACAAAAAGAACCUGGACCACUUUUAUCUGUUCUCCUGUGGCCUAGGCCAGAGCCUAGGGCAAGCAGGCAUGGCACAGGUGGGACCUGCCCCCAGCCUGCUGCCAAGCUCUCUGCCCUUGCCUCUCUGGACCCUCUGCACCAGCCCUAGGCCCUUCUCACGCCCUCCCUAGAGCUUUGGUGCAUCUCAUCCCAACACCUUCUCCUCUGUCUCCAGGGAAAUGGGAGGUGGAGCCUCCUGGCUGAGAAAUUGUUUUGCAAAAGGAUCUAUUUUUAUAUGCAUUUUUUUUUUUAGGAAAAAUAACUCUUCCUUCCUCCUUUCCCCUCCAUAACGUAAGAGGCUUUUAUGGCAGGUUCCAGAGUCCCUGGGAUUUCUCCCCACAAGCCUCAAUUCUGAACAAGCCCCUGGACCUCCAUCUCAGCCCUCAAGCCUCUGGGCCCUUGAGGCCAGUGCAGACUCUCUCUCCCAGCAUCUGACUCUGGGGCAAGGGGAAGCUCUUCUCUUGUUGAGCUGGACCAGGCCUAAGAGUAGUGGGAGCUCUGAAACGACAGAGUUUUUAUAAAUUUAAUAUAUUUAUCAAGCCAAAUGUGCAAAUGCUAACUGGCCACUCUGGAGCAGUGUGCACAGGCUGUGCCCCACCCUGCUCUCUUCUCUGCAGUGGGCAGGCCAGACUCUUUGGCAGUCCCAGCCACAGGAAGCUCAGAUUCUCCGGUCAAGGUGACACUUUGCCCUCCUGUGCUCCUUUCAGCUUCCCACCCCUGGGAGAGAGAAUGGCACUGGUAGGGCCUGGCGCAAAAGUAUAGUUAUUAGAGCAAGGGGGAGCUUAGGAGACCUAAGGGCGCCUGCAGGGAAGCCUUGAGGCCUGGAAGGAGGGUUCUGGUUGUUAGAGCCUGUGUGUGGAGGGGCAACAGCAGGUCCUUUGCACUAUUUCUGGGAGGACCGUGGUGCAGGGGCCUGCUGCUCCCCUAGGUCCCUCCUCCCUGCUGACAUCUGGGGCUUUGACCCUUUCUUUUUUAAUCUACUUUUGCUAAGAUGCAUUUAAUAAUAAUAAUAAAAAAAGGGACAAAAUGCAAACCUGUUCCCCUCACCUCUUGGGCUUCUGGGAUGUCAUCACCUCCGGUUUGUUGGGUUUGUUUUCAACUGUUAAUAAAGCAUCGAAACAGUA
Molecule: messenger RNA, 3098 nt
Organism: Mesoplodon densirostris (Blainville's beaked whale)
Lineage: Eukaryota; Metazoa; Chordata; Mammalia; Artiodactyla; Ziphiidae
Product: protein diaphanous homolog 1-like
Exons: 10
Coding region: 119-1333 (404 amino acids)
Biological process (GO): actin filament polymerization
Cellular component (GO): cytoplasm; actin filament
Molecular function (GO): microtubule binding; actin binding
Source: RefSeq, a predicted model, not a curated record